CAUGUGUAGUGUGUUUCAGUUGUUGAGCAGAGCCUGUUGAAGGUACAGAAGGUGGUGUGGUUAGACACUGUGUGCACAGCUAGACACAGUCAUGGACUCAUACAUUUCCUGUUGCAGGCUAGUGCUCUACCUUUUCUUUGGCGGUGCUUCUACAGUAACCAUCCGAGGCUAUGUCGGUGACGUUGUGACCCUAACAUGUAAGUAUGAUGCCCAGUAUUAUGGUCCGCUCUCUGUCUGCUGGGGUCGUGGUCACAUCCCCAACAGCGGCUGUGCCAAUGAGGUCAUCAGGACGGAGGGGGUCAAAGUGACCCACAGUGCUUCGGUCCGGUAUCAUCUCCAGGGUGAUCUGAGGGCAGGGGACGUCUCUCUGACCAUCAUCCAAGCACAGAUGAAGGAUUCUGGGAUAUACGGCUGCCGUGUGGACAUACCUGGAUGGUUUAAUGACCAGAAACACCAUCUGGCACUCGACAUCCAGCCCGCUCCUGACACAACCCCUGAACCGUGGAUCCCUGGAGAGAGCACAACAGUUGGCUACCCAGAAGAACAAACCACAACAAUGCAGACAACGAUGGUUUUAUCAGUACCUCCAGACCCUCCCACUGUGGCAAUCCGAGAAAUAUCAGCCAGGUCCAUCUCUGUAUGGUGGAGCGCUGGCUUCGAUGGAAACACCCCCAUCACAGGUUACCACCUGGAAUGCAAGAGCCAAACUGACUCCUGGGUAGAUGCGGUACGAGGCAGCAAUGUUCUGCCUUGGGAGAGAGAGACUGCUAUCAAUGACCUGCGACCCUUUUCCACCUACAACAUCCGCAUGUUCACCAAGAACAACAUGGGCUUGAGUAAACCUAGCAAUGUGCUCACCAUCACCACUAAGGAUGCAGCCCCUGAUGGUCCCCCACAGGAUGUGAAGCUUCAAGCCCUGUCUUCCCAUAGCAUCAGAAUCACAUGGAGGGCCCCUGAGUUGUCCCUCCAGAACGGGCUGAUCCGGGGCUACCAGCUCCGCUACAGUGAGUACAGUCCCCAUGAACGGCUUCCUGUCAGGGUGGUGCAUCUGAUGGACGGAGCAGAGAGCUUCACCAUGAACAACCUGCAGGAGGCGACAGAGUACAGUGUGACGCUGCACACUAUCAACAAUGCAGGCCUGGGGCCGUCUUCACAGGAGCUUGUCUGCUCCACUCUGACUAAUGAUGAUCAGCAGCAUAUGACAACAACUCAAGCAACAACAGAAGUUCAGACAGAACAUUCAACCUCAACCAUUGCGACAACAACUUCUUCAACUGAGACAUGGCUGCUUGUCACUGACAGUCCCACUCAAGGUCAGAGGGUAGACGACUUCUCAACUGCAAGUCCACUAAGUAACUCUACUACUGACCCAGUAUUGAGUAAAAAACUGGGUACUGAGGAACAGAGCGGUCAUCUUGUUGCCAUCCUAGUGCCAGCUCUGGUGGUGGGGCUGCUUGUUGUCAUGGCAAUCAUAUGGCAAUUUAGGCGUACAACAUUUAAAAAAGGCAACUGGAAUAUACUAUGGAAGAACAACGACUUUCUGUCCUUCGGGGACUCUGAGCCAGCACUGUAGAGACCACUGGGAUGCUAGAAUUCACAUCAAGAUUAUGCAGUAGUCACAGUGGGAUUAACAUAAAGUGUAAGAUGAUACAUAUAUGAUUUCAAAUAUACCAUAGUGAUAGGAAGUGUUACUAAUCAACAGGGGCCUCCCACUGAAUUGAUGUUGAAAGCAUUCUUGUCUUACAAUGGGAUGUGACAUUUGUGUGCACAUGUUAAUAAAUGCUUGCUUAAAGCUC
Messenger RNA from Coregonus clupeaformis (lake whitefish), 1796 nucleotides. RefSeq names its product T-cell immunoglobulin and mucin domain-containing protein 4. Gene Ontology annotation, molecular function: protein binding. The record is from RefSeq and is a predicted model, not a curated record. Bases 92 to 1573 code for a protein of 493 amino acids. NCBI's taxonomy places the organism in Eukaryota, Metazoa, Chordata, Actinopteri, Salmoniformes, Salmonidae. The transcript has 14 exons.